Molecule: messenger RNA, 1530 nt
Organism: Xiphophorus maculatus (southern platyfish)
Lineage: Eukaryota; Metazoa; Chordata; Actinopteri; Cyprinodontiformes; Poeciliidae
Product: tumor necrosis factor receptor superfamily member 5-like
Exons: 10
Coding region: 224-1045 (273 amino acids)
Biological process (GO): defense response to Gram-negative bacterium; negative regulation of alpha-beta T cell proliferation; positive regulation of T cell migration
Cellular component (GO): external side of plasma membrane
Molecular function (GO): protein binding
Source: RefSeq, a predicted model, not a curated record
GCAGGAAGAACAGGUUUCCGCAGGGUGACAGAAUUUCGCACAAGACCUCUACAGCGGAAGACGAAGAAAAUCAACCACGAAUCUUAUGACGUUGCUGACCACAGGAAAUCAUAAAGUGAAUGUCUGACGAUGACGAACAUUCAACUGAAAACUAACUUCAUCGCGGUAUAAGACUUCAGACGUUGACCUUCAGCAUUAAGAGCCAUAAUUUGGUUCAUCCUCUAUGAGAGGAUGUUUUCUGUUCCAGACAAGUUUCAUCCUCAUCCUACCUUUGACAAUGACAUCCUGGGCUACAACAUCUAUGCUGCUGGUGAUUCAGAUGAGAAACUUCAGAGUCGAUUCCAUCACAUGUCAUCUAACUGAAUACAACAUAGGAGAAGAGUGCUGUCCUAUGUGUUCUGCUGGCGAACAAGUCAGACUAGACUGUACAGAGUUUAAAACUACAUCCUGUCAGAGAUGUUCAGAUGGGACAUUUAUGGACCUGCCAAAUGGACUAAAGAGAUGCAAUCCAUGUUCUACCUGUGAAUCAGGAGCUGGGCUGAAGGAAAAGCAACAAUGUGAACCAUCUGCAGACACAGUUUGUGAACCAAUGGAGGGAUUCUACUGUACAGACCUUAAAUCAGGAGGUUGUUCUGUAGCACAGAAACACAGGAGCUGUGAACCAGGACAUUACAUCAGCAGGAUGGGAACAGCCUCCACAGACACAGAAUGCUCUGAAUGCAGCAGUGGAUCAUUUUCUGAUGGAACAAUGUUGUCAUGUCAGCCUCACACACAAUGUGAAAAAGAAAACCUUCAUCUGAUAAAAGCAGGAACAGCUUCAACUGAUGCUGAAUGUGGAGGAAAAAGUUACAACAUCACAGGAAUUGUGAUCGGUGUUUUGUUUUUGGUGAUUUUUUUAUUAGUUGCAGCAGCAAUUGUUGUUGUUGUUCUCUGGAAAACUCAAAAAAUUAAAAUACCAAACAUUUGUACAAAACGACAAAAACCCCAAAUGGACCAAGCAGAUGGAAAAGAACAGGGAGUCUGUUUAAAUGCACAUGGACAAUAAACACACUGAUGGUGACAAGCUACUAGCUAGUAGCCACAGCUUCCCUGGGGCAGUCUAACAGAAGUGAUGCUACCAAACAUUGACACCACCAGGUCCUCUGAUCAGCACCAGCAGGCAAGACGACUGAACUGUCUUGCAGAAGGACACAAUGACCAAGUUUGGUGAAGCGGGAAUUAAACCAGCAACCUGCCAAUUGCAGGGCGAAGUUUUACCACCAUCGUCAGUAAAUGAAUUACUCCAUGUGAAACCAACCUCAGACAUUUGUACAGUUUUAUAAAAAACCUGAUGAUCCACCAACUUUAAUAGCAUUUUAUUGAUAUUUAUGUUCUGCUGCACAGGAACCUGACAUGAAAUGUUAACAUUGCUAAUAUGUUUCAGAUUUUCUGAAAACAAAGAUUAAAAGACAAUUAAAAGAAUUGUUUUUCUUUUGCAGAUGAAAUGCACAAAUGAAUAACUUUAUACAUAAUAAAUUUCAUUUCAUUAAA